This is a messenger RNA of Phycodurus eques (leafy seadragon), 2341 nucleotides long. Its product is annotated as septin-5-like. The coding region runs from base 1 to 1599 and encodes 532 amino acids. Gene Ontology annotation, molecular function: GTPase activity; molecular adaptor activity; GTP binding. The record is from RefSeq and is a predicted model, not a curated record. Lineage: Eukaryota; Metazoa; Chordata; Actinopteri; Syngnathiformes; Syngnathidae. Gene Ontology annotation, cellular component: microtubule cytoskeleton; septin ring; septin complex. The transcript is spliced from 10 exons. Gene Ontology annotation, biological process: regulation of exocytosis; cytoskeleton-dependent cytokinesis.
AUGUCAGAGGAGGAGAAACGGCCGUGCGAAUCCGUCCCGUCCUGUCGUGCGCAGCGCGCGGCGGGUGAAAUGAGAGCGGAAUUGGGACGAGACGGCCUUCCGACGUCACGGCUCCACGCGUCGCCGAGGAAAGAGCGGACGGACGGACAAACCGCGAGUCGGUCAGGGCACGACCGCACAAAGCUGUCCAGUCUGCGCGUCACGGACGAGGACGGAGUUCGCUUCCCUUUCGCCGGCGUGGCCCCGCCUCCCGCCUCGCCCUCGUCGCCCUCCCCCGCGGCCGCGCCGAGGGUCCCCCUUAGGCCCGGCCGGGGGGGCUCCGACUCUUCCUUCCCGCCCGCGCGGAGGACGCCCGUGUCGCAGCGCUCGCUGGACUCGCCGCUUGGCCCCGCCUCCCGCCCACGCAGCCCCCGGGGGUGCUUCGACCCGUACGACUCGCCGGAGCUGCGCUCGAUGACACCGAUUGGACUUGAUUCGGAAAGCCACGCCCCUUUCUACAGAAGACCUCACCGCUCACAGUGCACGUCAGAGCAAAUGAGAAUCGUGAGGUCAAAGGAACUGCCUGAAGAGCUCAGAGACAGAAUUGUGGCAAGGCGCAGAUCUGGCCGAGGUUACCCCCAAAAAUUGUGCUGCACGCUUCAGGAUCGGGACAAAGAGUACGUCGGCUUUGCCGCGUUGCCCAAUCAAGUUCACAGAAAAGCCGUGAAGAAAGGUUUCGCCUUCACGCCGAUGGUAGCAGGAGAGAGCGGCCUGGGAAAGUCGACGCUUAUCAACGGCUUGUUCCUCACCGACCUUUACAAAGACCGAAAGAUUCCCAACGCCGAAGCUGGAAGCAUCUGGAGGACUACGUGGAGCAGCAGUUCCAUCGGUUCUUCAGGGACGAGAGCGGCCUCGACCGCGGGAACAUCCGAGACAACCGCGUGCACUGCUGCCUCUACUUCAUCUCGCCUCACGGACACGGGUCCGCGAGGAGCUGCGUCGCUUCGGGAUCAACAUCUACCGCUUCGCCGGCCGCGACUCGGACGACGACGACGACGACUUCGAGAGGCGCGACCGGCUGCUCAAGGUUCCCGAGCGAGUCGACCGAAUAACGCCCGACGGGUCCGCCGCGUGACGGUCGCCGUGCAGGACAGCGUCCCGUUCGCAGUCAUCGGGAGCAACGUCCUGGCGGAGAGUCGAGGGCGCAGGGUCAAGGGUCGCACGUACCCCUGGGGCGUGGCGGAAGUGGAGAGUGCGGCCCACUCGGACUUCCUGCUUCUGCGGGACAUGCUGGUGAGGACGCACAUGCGGGACCUGAAGGACGUGACCCGCGAGAGCCACUACGAGAACUACCGAGCGCGCUGCAUCCGCAACAUGACGCGCAUGGUCGCGCGGGACCCCAAGCGCAGUUUGCGUGCGAAGUGCCGAGAAGAAAGCGACGCGGACGUCCCUCUGCCGCUGGCCGCCUUCGACGCGGACAAGGAUCGACUCGCCUCGGAGAAAGACCGGGAGAUUGUCGGCCCCGCCCUAAAAUCGGGACGAAUCCGCUCUGGACGCGCAUCUGACCUAAGGACAAUCGAGAGGAUCAUUCGAGAAGAUUUAAGUUCGUCUGGCGUUUGACGCGCUCGGCAAAAGCAGGCCGAUCGUCUUUGUGUGUGUACCGACCGGGCAAGAGUCCAUCAGCGCCUUCGUCGGUCACCGAUGGCUCUUUCGAUGGGUCAGUAAGUCAGCGAGCAACCUCGUUGAGUCAUCGACUCGCUCGCGCAGGACGUAGUUUCCUCCGUACGGGAAACCGAGUCAACAUUGGAAAGCUACGUUUGCGCAUCCGGAAUUAACAUUGUCGACGGAAUGACAUUUUGAAUCGUUGGAAUAUCGGGAACAGAAUUGCGACGUCAUUCAGUUGCCCGGUCAAAACUGAAGUUCGGAUUUCGCCGAGGACGAACGCCGUCAACUUUUGUCGUGCGGGUGUUUUGCGUUUCUCGUCCCAGAUAGCCACGAUUCGGUUGCGGAGAUCCGCGGGCGAAUUACGGAUAUCCGCAUCUGAAUCGUAGACGUCCGUAAGUCCCGUCUGAGGUCUCGACAGUUCGAGCCCUAAUUCCGGACAGACGGUAUACAACUUGAUUUGGCCGAGUCCUAAUGAGAUCGAAGACACGGAGAUAUCUGGAACGGAGGUGAAUUCAAACGAGCUCGAAUCGGAUUAUGACCCGAAAUUGUCGAGAACCGAGCCCGUCCACGUGAACGGCAAAAGCGGCGAAUAUCCGAAAUGUCAAUUGCAGAUAGGGGGACCUGCGACGCGGACACGCGUGCGUCGUAGCCGCCGGGUCGUCGCUCACCUCGUGCCGGUCGUGUGCGCAGCUCAGGG